This is a messenger RNA of Anopheles funestus (African malaria mosquito), 2299 nucleotides long. RefSeq names its product transmembrane protein 104 homolog. NCBI's taxonomy places the organism in Eukaryota, Metazoa, Arthropoda, Insecta, Diptera, Culicidae. The coding region runs from base 190 to 1737 and encodes 515 amino acids. The record is from RefSeq and is a predicted model, not a curated record. The transcript has 2 exons.
CAACACCAAUGCAAUGCCCUUUGUUUUGUUUGUGUCAUAUCAGUGGCCAGCAGACGAGGAAGUGGCAGUAUAACCAACGUCCCCAUGAUACGAUAAAACAAAUCACGUUCGAGGUGCGUACUUCUUCUGACUGGCACUUAUUCAUCCACGUCCUCGUCGGCCGAAACUUUGCGGACACACCGAUGAGAGAUGCCUCCACGAUCGGCACAUGAAGAGUAUCCAACAUGGGUUGGAUUUGUGUUCGUCUUCAACCUGAUUGUUGGCACAGGAGCACUUGCACUACCGUCCGCUUUUAGCCACGCGGGAUGGAUCCUCGGUUCGUUGGCCAUCGUUGUGUUGGCGUUCAUGAGCUACGUUACGGUAACGUUCGUUAUCGAAACAAUGGCCUGUGCGAAUGCUGUUCACAACUGGAAGCGUUUGCAGUUCCUCAAACGCGAUCGUGUGAUUGAGUACGAUGAGGACAGCAAUGUGGAAACGCUGAUAGAACAACCACCGGUAUCGGUCGAUUCCGAGUCGGACAAUGAGCUUGUAGGACGGGACGAACGUGACCAGCUGCUGACGGAUGCGAGCAUUGAACAGAUGCCACUCAACAUCAUGUACUGCCGGAAGACAUACUACACCCUGUCGAGCAAGAUCGAGCUGGGCGAGAUGGCAAACAUGUUUUUUGGAAGCACUCAACGGUUUCUGUUCUACUUCUGUCUGGCGGUGUAUCUGUACGGUGAUCUCAGCAUUUAUUCGGCGGCCGUUGCCAAAAGUCUGCGAGACGUCGCCUGUGCGCAUAAUCAUCGUGCCAACGCAACCGAUGACGAUGAUAGUACGGAUCGCUGCUGGCAGGAUGGUAUACUUACCCGGCUGGAUGUGUAUCGGUUGUGCUUGGUCGGGUUCGUAACCGUACUAGGGCCGUUCACGUUCUUCAACGUACAGAAAACGAAAUAUCUUCAGCUCCUCACCGUACUGUUCCGAUGGCUUGCCUUCUCCGUGAUGAUAAGCAUCGCCAUCCAUCGACUGCUUGCACCGGUUGACUCCAGUACGCUACCGAUUACACCGAAACGGGCGGACAUCGCCGGCAUUCCGUACCUGAUCGGUACCUGCAUUUACUCCUUCAUGUGUCAUCAUUCGCUACCGAGCUUGUUGACACCGAUCGCUAACAAGGGCCGAUUGAAGGCGUUAAUUUCACUCGAUUACGUGCUAAUCGGUGGAUUCUAUCUCGCCCUAGCCCUUACUGGCAUUUUCGCGUUUGCCGAGAUUAAAGAUCUGUACACGCUUAACUUUGUGCCCAGUGCAGAUCAGACGAACGGACUGCUGAAAGCGAUCGAGUACUUCCUAGCACUGUUUCCGGUAUUUACACUAUCGGCGAGCUUCCCGAUCGUGGCCAUUACGCUGCGCAAUAACCUGCAAACGCUCUUCCUCGAUCCGGCCCAGCUGGAAACGUACAAUUUCUUCCUGCGCCGUGUGUUCUUCCCACUGCUCGCUAUUCUUCCACCGCUGAUCGUAUGCUACUUUACGGAAAGCGUUAGUAAUCUGGUUGGCUUUACGGGAUGUUACGCCGGGACUGGGAUUCAGUACCUAAUACCGAUAGCGCUCGUUCUUUCCGCCAGACGCACCUGUGACAAUAUGAUUGGGCGCGGUAUCGAGAAUGAAUUCCGCAGCCCAUUCAAGGGUACGUUGUGGCCGAUGCUGGUGCUUGGUUGGACCAUUGCUUGCCUGGUACUGGUAACGAUCGAUCUGGUCAUUUGAAAUGGGGGUCGCAUUCCGUUUAAAUCAAAUCAAACGAGACUGAGUGGUGCGCUGUGAGAGUGACGGUAACUGGACACAGUUGUUGAGUACAACAAUAAGCAAUUGGUACAAUGACGCACAACCAAUAGAGUUUAGCGUUUAUGAAAGUUGGGGGGAAAAAAUAACUGCAACAAAGAUGAUUUUACUAUAUUUACACUAUGCGAAAUGUGAAUCCUAAAACGUUUCGAAAAUGAGCAGCAAAUCGAAUGCACGGCGCAGGAUCAUAUCGUUGCUCUAUUAAACAGACAGGGAGCACCAUUCCGCCCUGUACCGUCGGUAUUGUAUUUUAAAAAUGAUUUACUACUGCCACAUAUAAAACAUCCCAUCGUCUCGAGGUCGACUUUCCUACCGAUUGCAAGGCAUUAAAAGGAAAUUGUAUGUAAGAGCAGCGAAAAGAAACGCUUUGACUAGAACGAUCGAAAGCUGUUAAUCGUAUGUUAAUCAUCGUGUAGGAAGCGAAAAUGUUAAAAUGUCCUAUUUAGUUGUAGUUAAAGGUGCAAAAUAAAGUAUGUAUACAAAUGUA